AUUUUGACAUUCGAAACAAAGAGCCCUACAGAAUUAGCAGAACGCUUGCGAGCAGUGUGUGGAAAUCAAAGCAACGCUUAUGCACGCUUACUUGAAUAUCGCCUAAACGCCUUGCGUGGAUUGUGGAAUGCACAGCGCCAGUUGGCUUUGGAAGAACAACAUGAGCGGGAGGGCUCCGAUGAGGAAACCUUGGCAUUACUUAAGCGACAAGGCCUGCUACAGCAACCAGAACAGGCUCCAUUUACAUCUCGAAUGGGACUUUUGUUGGUAUUUCCCCUUAUUCAGUCUCAAAGUAAAACAGACCCCUCACUUUGUAACAUAACAGCUGAGGUGCUAUUAAAUUGCCUUCGGGACUGUCAGCCUUUGAGCCUCACUAAAGAACCAGCUGACUGCUUGAAUGGAAUAGAGGCUUUGCUUUGCUCUUGGCUGGAAGACGCUUCUACUUUGGAACAGCAAGCCUCUUUCAAGCAAAAAGAAAACUCUGCUGCUGCCCUGGUUGCCUUGGCAUGUGCCAGGGGAUCAUUAAAAACCUUCAUUCACACUGUACAUUUGCUGCAGAAACAGACAGACUUGGGAUCUCUGCCUGUGGCAGAUGUACUCUAUAGGUUGCUGCUGCUGGAAGGAGGGCCAGGAUCUCCCUCUUGUUUACUGGGAAGCAAGCACAUUGUAUCCUGGGGUUUCGAGGAUAUGCUUCCAGCUCCUGAUGGGACCAGUGGUGCAAAUAAUGAAAACAAAGAUGCAGAUUUGGGUCGCUGCUUGGCCUCAGAUGGGCUUUACUUAUACACAACUAACUCUGUGGGGAGAGGGUUAAGCAAGCUGGGGUCAGGACUUCACGGCACUUUACGAGGUUUUGUCUACUGUCGAAAUGAAGAGUUGGAGGCUGGCUGGAUCGCUUAUGGAAAUGGGAAGCUUCUUCAUCGGCCAGCAUCUUUCGAUAACAAACCUCAUUUCCUUUUCCAAAUAAUUGACCAGUACACCCUUCAGAUCGCUCAGAUAAUCACCAUGCCAGCCAAUCAUUUUCCUGUUGGUAGCAACAUGACCACCGUGCACCUAUCUUCUGAUGGCACCUACUUUUAUUGGAUUUGGUCUCCAGCAAGUCUAAAUGAGAAGACACCUAAGGGUCACUCUGUUUUCAUGGAUAUCUUUGAAUUAAAUGGAGAAAAUGGAGUGCACAUGGCG
This is a messenger RNA of Staurois parvus, 1179 nucleotides long. The record is from the annotation of a GenBank genome assembly. NCBI's taxonomy places the organism in Eukaryota, Metazoa, Chordata, Amphibia, Anura, Ranidae.